Galdieria sulphuraria is the source of this 570-nucleotide messenger RNA. RefSeq names its product molybdenum cofactor biosynthesis protein C. NCBI's taxonomy places the organism in Eukaryota, Rhodophyta, Bangiophyceae, Galdieriales, Galdieriaceae. The record is from RefSeq and is a predicted model, not a curated record. Gene Ontology annotation, biological process: Mo-molybdopterin cofactor biosynthetic process. The transcript has 2 exons. The coding region runs from base 34 to 525 and encodes 163 amino acids.
GUUGGUCAUAUUGACGAAAGAGGCAAUAUUUCCAUGGUCGAUGUUUCAAACAAAGAAACAACUGUGAGAAGUGCCACGGCAGAAGCAAAAGUUUUUAUUGGAGAGGAAGUGUACAAGAAGUUGCUAGAUUCGAAGCAUUCCGAUAUUAUAGAAACAGCAAAGGGUAACUUGUUUGCUGUUGCCCAGAUUGCCGGUAUUCAGGCAGCAAAGAGAACCAGUGAGUUGAUUCCACUCUGUCAUCCUCUUCUGCUUCAUCACGUGGAUAUUCAACUCUCACUGGAUCGAGGGCAACAUCUUAUUUAUAUAAGGUCAACUGUGAAGACCAAGGCAGAAACAGGAGUAGAGAUGGAGGCCCUGACAGCAGUCACUGCUUCAGCCUUGACAGUAUAUGAUAUGUGCAAGUCGUGGAGCAAACGUAUUUGUAUACAACAAAUACAACUUUUGAGAAAAAGUGGAGGAAAAAGUGGUCUUUAUGAGAAGGACUCUUUCAGUGCAAGUCCUCCUUAUAAGGAAGACUUAUCCUAAUGAUACUUGAUUAUUUAAUGAGGAAAUAUACUUUGUCAUAGGAAU